Carassius gibelio (silver crucian carp) is the source of this 1124-nucleotide messenger RNA. RefSeq lists its product as uncharacterized. The record is from RefSeq and is a predicted model, not a curated record. The coding region runs from base 147 to 467 and encodes 106 amino acids. The transcript has 4 exons. NCBI's taxonomy places the organism in Eukaryota, Metazoa, Chordata, Actinopteri, Cypriniformes, Cyprinidae.
AUGACUUAGCCGUGUGAGUGUGUCCGUCUGAAUAGAAAGAUGCAGCUGUAGAGCCUUGACUUCUCUGAGGAUAACCACGGUUGACGUGCUCUGAACGGGACUACCUGAAGAAAAACACAAAGAAAGGCAUUGAACUGACUUUCAAAAUGCUGGUGACAAUGCUAACAGCCAUGUAUAUGAUGGUGAGAGUGGCUGAACAGCUGGGUGUUCGGUGGGUACGUCAACAGCAACCUCUUCCGUAUAUGGUGUCUCAGCCACUGCCAUGGCAGGUCCACUAUGUCUCCCACAGUCGGAAAGGAAGUCUUUCAAAGGAGUUUGAGGGCCAGAGAAGGAACAGCAUAGGAGUUUACAGAAAGAGCUCUUCUUCCAGUAAUGGACACACCAAACCUUCUGCUGAUAAAGCAGCGGCUACAAUUCAGAACCAGUACAGGAAGUAUCACCAAAAGAAGCAGAAAGAACACAAAUGAAAGCUAAACUAUUAGUUUUUGAAGUGUCCAUUUCAUGCUGAUCAAACCCAGUAUUUUCCUUUCUGAACCCUAUAACCCCAGCAACUGUCCACAUGCAAACCUGGUCUCCAUCAAUGCUAAAGGACAACACCUUAUAGAGGCACAGUCACAUAUUCUGAUUUACAGAUAGCUGACACCUGCAUGAAAACACGUUCACACAAUGACAAACAUUUCAGACCAUUUGCUGAUAAUGGACGCCACAAACCUCAUACACAAAAACUUUCAGAUCUGUAUGAUAAAUGAGGAUGAUAUGUACCAUUUUUUAUUUAUUUAUUUUUCUUAAUGCCCUCUGAGUUUUUGUCAGAUAAUUAUGAGUAAAACUGUGUCCUCAAAAUAUAAUUAAAUACCCCCCCCCCCCCACCUCCUAUAUUUACUUUAGGUUAACCACACUGUGUACCAAUAUAUGUAAUUUAAUUGUAACAUUUAUAAGUUACAUACUACGUGGGUAUGUGCCUAGGUGAAGAAGUGCAAUGUGAAAAAUACAUAUCUGUCAUUUGAAAGCCUGCAGAGAGCAUUGUGUAUUUUUCAAAUGAUAAUGUAUGAGUGAUUUUUUUAUACACUCAAUGCCAUGGCAACGUACAAUCACAUUCAAUAAAGAUUUUAUUUAAGUCCCAAGUA